Mercenaria mercenaria is the source of this 1089-nucleotide messenger RNA. RefSeq lists its product as uncharacterized. NCBI's taxonomy places the organism in Eukaryota, Metazoa, Mollusca, Bivalvia, Venerida, Veneridae. Bases 1 to 1089 code for a protein of 362 amino acids. The transcript has a single exon. The record is from RefSeq and is a predicted model, not a curated record.
AUGAAGUUCCACAACUGUGUUGUGUGCAACACACGUACGAAACCAAAAAACAGAAGACCGGUGAACAAAUCCAUAAAGAAUUAUCUGUUGAAAAAGUUUUUCAUUAACGCUGAUGAGAGGUCAAUUAUAUGUAAUAAAUGCAGACAUAACUAUUAUAUAGCUGAGACGCAGCGUAGUUCAACAUACAGUUCAACAGAAGCAAGUGAGCCGGACUUUCAUCCGCCAGCCUCUAAAGGGAAUUCUUCAUAUCUUAGCCCUCCGUCUGUUUCACUGAAAAUACCGUGCACUACAAAGACUCAUGCUAAAUGUUUCUUGUGUAAGAGACCGGGACCUAAACUCAUCGUUGUACCCUCCGAGACAAGAGUGACGGUAUUUAUAAAAUUCAAUAUACUGAUACCAUCCGGAUCACGCUGCUGUCCUGUACAUAUAUAUAAUGAGCAGAUUUCAGAGGAGUCCCUUAUAAACGUUCUAACCACAGACACAGUCUUUAUGAGCAGAACAAAUAUCUUAGAGUUGAUCGGGGCUAUAAGAAAGGAAUGCAUCAGAACAAGUGAAAGGCUUAAUUUUGACAACUUGAGAGAAGCAGAUUAUAAAGAACUGACUGGACUUAAGCAGACAGACUUUGAAGACCUCUUCCUUAGUAUAGAAGAGCAUAUUCGGAGCUCACCCGUACGUAGUCCGAGAACUACAGUUGGACUGUUCCUGUUGAAAUUAAAGUCUGGCAUAUCAAACAAACUUCUUUCAACAAUUUUAGGUAUAACGCCGUCAAGUGUCCGAAGAGCAAUUUCAAGUGUAAGACGUGCAUUAAUGCAGCAUUUUGUUCCGGCGAACUUGGGUCUUGCACAUAUAUCUAGGCAAGAAAUUAUUGACAAACACACAAGACCUCUUGCUCAGUCACUGUUUGGUACAGAUGAGUCGGGUGACAGUCAGCCAAAGAUGAUGCUUGUUUUAGAUGGAACGUAUGUUUACAUACAAAAAAGUACAAACUUUCAAGGGCAGACCCUUAGUAAAACCAAUGGUAGUUGUAACAACCAGUGGGUACUUUGUCACCAUAAUCGGACCCUACCUGGCAGAUGGAAGAAACAGUGA